AUGGCAAGAUCUCACCUCCCUCCAGCCCACGCUGAACCGGACUGGUACCGCUCGUUGACUCCUUUCUCUGGUGGCGAGCCCCUUAAGAGCACGGGAGGCGGUGACCUCGUUCCUGUGUGGAACAUCACGGCGCACAUCGCCUUCAUGAACACCAUGGGUAUCACCCACUCCGUUCUCGGUUUCACGGGGCCCAGCGCGAACGUUUACAUGCGCGACCGAAACAGGACGGUUGCCCUAGCUCGCCUCAUCAACGAACAACUCGCGGCCUACGCCCGCACCCAACCAGAGCAGUUCAGUUUCUUUGCUGCGGUGCCUUUGCCUUACGCCGACGAUGCUAUCAAGGAGUUAGAGUAUGCGACGAAGGAGUUGGGUGCUGUCGGUGUUGCACUGAUGAGUAACCACGAGGGGAUGUAUCUGGGGCAUGAUGUUUUCACCCCGUUUUGGAAGUACAUGGAUGGGAUGGGAGGGAGGCAGAUCGUUUAUGUCCACCCCACCACCCCGUACAUCCCCGUUAACGACACCUUUGUCGUGGCCAAUCCCAAUCCUAGCAUGGAGACCAGUCGGAUGGAGUACUAUAUGGAGACCGCUCGGACGUUCACGGACCUGACUAUCACGCAGACUCUUCAGAACUUCACGAAUACCCACUUUGUCUUGCCCCAUCUUGGCGGUGCGUUCCCUGUGAUGAUCGAUCGUGUCUUGAAGACACGACAUCCUGAACUUUACGACUCCUCCUUGGCGAUCUAUCGCUCAAGGCUCUGGUGGGAUUCUGCGAGUCCCACCUAUUUCCACCAAGUUGCUGGUCUACUUGGAUACGACAUACCCAAAGCGAACCUCCUUUUCGGAACGGACUACCCCUUCGUUGGCACGGCUGCGAACCAGGCGGAUCUUCAGGCCAUCCUCGCGUACCCUGGCCUGACAGACGAUGAGAAGGACAACAUUCUCUCCAACAACUACAAGUCGUUGUUCGGGGACAAGUUGAACUUCUGA
Molecule: messenger RNA, 987 nt
Organism: Coprinopsis cinerea okayama7#130
Lineage: Eukaryota; Fungi; Basidiomycota; Agaricomycetes; Agaricales; Psathyrellaceae
Product: amidohydrolase 2
Exons: 5
Coding region: 1-987 (328 amino acids)
Biological process (GO): secondary metabolic process
Cellular component (GO): cytoplasm; cytosol
Molecular function (GO): hydrolase activity; carboxy-lyase activity
Source: RefSeq, a predicted model, not a curated record